UCAUUUCGUCACCUUUCGCAACCGCCUUUUGUGUAGUUUGUUUGCAGGUUGUUGCUGCUUUGUCGGAUCAUUCGAUAUUCGUCGAGUUCCUGUGGAUCUCUGAUUGUAAUUUGAUUCCGCCCCACCGCAGUACUGCCAACCGAGAACAUGUCCUCUUCAAAGGGCAGCGGAAAGGAGAAUAUCCCCUUCUCGUCGGCUGGUAACGUACCAAUGCGACCCGGCGCUUCCUCUAGAAAGCAAAAGAAUGCUGCGACCAGAAAUCAAGAUGUUCAAUUUGUCACCGAUAUUGGACAUGAGCUACUUCUCGAAUGCCGCAAGCUGCAGGCUCAAGUCGUCGAAAAGGAUGCAAAGUUGAAGGAGUCGGAUGCCGUGCGUACUCAGCUCGAGUCGGUAGUUGAAGGGCUGGAGGCGAGAGUGAGAGCUCUUGAUGAGUCGGAGGAGAAAUAUAAAGAAGAGAAUUGGAAUCUCGAGAUGCGCAUCCAGCAACUUGAAUCAGAGACUUCGAACGCAUCUGAUCGUCUGUCAAAGAUCAAUCUUGAGAACUCUCAGACUCUAAAAUUAUAUACCGCUCAGCUAGAAACAAUCGAAGCCUUGCAGCAGCACGAAAGCGAGCUCCAAUCUGAGCUUGACACCCUUCGAAGCCGAUAUGACAACGACAUAACCGAUUACGAGAAAGAGACUUCGAAAUUGCGCGAGGAUAAUGAGACUUUGACCGAGAACGUGAAGCAGCUUUCGACUCAGCUAGAAGAGAGCACGCGCCGUGCUCAAGCCUGGGAGAACUCACCAUCCCGCGACACUACCAUUGACACGACCUCGCCGGAUGCCGGAUUUUCUGACGACCCCAAGACUCCUGAGCGAUCCCCGCCCAUGUCUCCCGUCAAGCAAACUCCCGCCCAUAAUAUGGUUCUUGAAGGUCAGACUCUGAAAGCCUCACUUACUCAUGCCCAUCGACUUGUCACUACACUCAAGGGUACUGUUCAUCGUGAAAAGACCGAAAAGCUGGAGUUGCGACGACAAUUAGCAGAGGCGCUAGAGGAGAUUGACGCUUUGCGCAGCAAAACCAAGGGCAACAGAAAAUCGAAACUGGCGUCCGUGGCUCAAUCUACUCGUCGCACUCUCGGUCUCGCAGGUCGAAAGGCGGAAUACCGCAUCUCAACCGAUCUCGAGGAUCCGGAGGAUGAUAUCAACUGGGAAUCCUUCAACGGUUCGAAUAGCGAUGCUCAGUAUAGGUCUGCCCGGGAGUCGACUGUGGACGAAACUGACACCGGAUUUGAGACUGCGCGGGAUGCCCCUACGAGCGAUGGGGAGAGUUUUGUUACCGACGAUUAUCGCACCGGUAUGGAAACUGCAUACAGUGACGAUAACUUGACGGAAACAGAGGACUCUGCUGCCCAGCGUUCUUCGGUAUACUCGUUCCGAACUGCGAGUACUGACGACGACGAAGGAUCCAGUGCUAGAUUCCUCAAGUCCAGAUUCGGUCAACGGAUAGUCUCAAGAGGCGCCAAGCGCGAUAGCGGCAAUUUCGGCACGCCUCAGCCACUAUUCAAUGAGCUUGGCUCAAGCCCCUACAGUUCUCGCGAGGACGAUACUCCAAAGAAGGGUGCUGAAGUUGAGACUGCUGACGCAGAGGCCAUGACAGAGCCCUGGGAGCCUGAGCGUGUGGUUACUAUUGAGACCGUCAAGGCUGAUGCGCUUGCGCUCUCAAUGGUUGCCAUCCCGGCGGAAUCUUAUAACGCUUUGGUGAACCGCAAGAUAACUGCCGACUCUGUGCAGCAGGAUGCAAAGGGUCUAUCGAUGAUUGCUUUACCUUUAGACCAGUACGAUGCUUUGAUGAACCGGCCUAUCACAGAAGAGUCGCUGGCUGCGGAUGCUGAGAAGCUGUCAAUGGUUGCUCUACCCAAGGAAACUCAUCACUCAUUGGUCAACCGCGAAAUUACAGACGAGUCGGUACGUGCAGACGCGGAAGUACGCUCCUUGGUCGUCAUCCCCAAGGAUGAAUACUCAACUCUGACUGCUGAGCGUGUCAUUACUCCUGAGUCAGUAAUCAGCGACGCAGAAGCUGCAGCAAUGGUUGCGAUGAGCAAGGAUGAAUAUGACCAGAUCGUGAAUCGCAAACCAACGCCUGAGUCUGUCGCUGCCGAUGCCUCUAGUCUCUCGCUGGUUGCUGUACCCGCGUCCGAAUAUGAUGAGCUGGUCAACCGCAAGCCGACUGUUGAGUCUGUUGUCGCUGAGGCUGCCAGCCUAUCGAUGACCGCGGUGCCAACUGAGGAGUACGAGAAGCUUGUCAACCGCAAGCCUACUACGGAGUCUGUGACUGCUGAGGCUGCCUGUCUCUCCUUGGUCGCAGUUGCGGCGGCUGAAUAUGACGCGCUUGUCAACCGCAAGCCAACAGCUGAGUCGGUUGCUGCUGAGGCUGCUAGUCUAUCGCUGACUGCCGUGCCAACUGAGGAGUAUGAAAAGCUUGUUAACCGCAAGCCAACGGUCGAGUCUGUUGCAGCUGAGGCUGCUAGUCUGUCUUUAGUUGCGGUUCCCACAGUUGACUACGACGCACUCGUCAACCGCAAGCCAACUAUUGAGUCUGUUUCUGCAGAGGCCUCUAGUUUGUCCUUGGUCGCUGUACCGGCGACUGAGUAUGACGAACUUGUCAACCGCAAGCCUACUAUUGAAUCUGUUUCUGCAGAGGCCUCCAGUUUGUCUUUGGUCGCAGUCCCUGCGACUGAGUAUGACGAACUCGUCAACCGCAAGCCAACAGUCGAGUCUGUCUCUGCUGAAGCUGCUAGUUUGUCGAUGACAGCGGUGCCAACUGAAGAAUACGAGCAGUUGGUUAAUCGCAAGCCUACCGCUGAGUCGGUUGCUGCCGAUGCUGCCGCUGUCUCGAUGGUUGCGCUGGCUCUGCACGAACAUGAUGCUCUGGUGAAUCGCAAGAUAACUCCUGAGACUGUGAUUGCAGAUGCUUCUUCGAUCUCGAUGGUUGCUGUUCCACAGGAGAAGUAUCACGAGCUUGAAAACCGCCCAAUUACGAAGGAGUCCGUCGUCUCGGAUGCCCUAUCUCUUUCGAUGGUUGCGGUCUCUAAGGAUGAGUACGAUGAGCUUGUCGCUCGCCAGUUGACUCCGGAGUCUAUGCUUGCAGAGGCUACUGCCAAAAAUAUGGUGAUUUGUCCGCAGGCAGAGUAUGACUUGCUGAAGAACAGGCCCAUCACAAGAGAGUCUGUUUUGGAGGAUGCAACUUCCUUGUCUAUGGUCGCGAUAUCCAAGGAAGAGUACGACUCACUCGUCAACCGCGUUAUCACUGUAGAGUCAGUCAAGGCAGAUGCUGAAACGCUCUCUAUGGUUGCGAUUCCGAAGAGCGAAUACGAUAGUCUGGUUGCCCGCAAGUCGAGCAAGGAGAGUCUUUUGGAAGACGCCGCGGCUCUUUCUAUGGUGGCCUUGCCUAUCGCUGCUUACAACUCAUUGCUUGAAAAGCCUCAAGUCUCACCUGAGACGGUUGCCGCCGAUGCGGCAUCUCUUUCUAUGGUAGCUGUGCCGAAAUCUGAACUCUCCGACAUGCUGGCUAGUGCUCGAUCCGAGGCUUUGUCUACUCGCACAAUCGAUACGGACACUGUCCUGCAGGAUGCUGCAAAGUGUUCGAUGGUUGCGAUGACUGCGGAGGAUUAUUCCGCGGCCUUGGGCAGCGUGCGCUCGGAGGCACUUGAGAAGCGUCCGGUCACGAAAGAAUCAGUGAUUGAUGAUGCUUCGCGUUGUUCGAUGAUUGCAAUGUCACAAGAGGAUCUGGAGAAGACCAUCUCUGCCGCUGAGCAAAAGGCGCUUUCAGAGCGUACUGUUUCUGCUGAAUCUAUCGCUGCCGACGCUGCCGCCCUAUCACUGGUUCCUGUUGCCAAGGAGACUUAUGAGCUUUUGACGAAGGAGAAGACAGUCGAGUCGGUAUCUGAGGAUGCUGCCAAGUUUUCGAUGCGUGUUUUGCCCGUUGACCAGUAUGAGGAGUUGACAGCACCCAAGGUUGUGACAGCUGAAUCGGUCAUGGCUGAAGCGGCGGAGUUAUCGAUGGUUGCCAUGAAGAAGGACGACUUUGCCGACCUUUUGAGGAGCACGGAAGAUAAAGCUCUUGCCAGCCGGGAGAUCACUGUUGAUACAUUGGCGACCGAUGCGGCGGCCUUGUCUAUGGUGGCCGUUGCGAAGGAGGAAUACGACUCGCUUGUCAAUCGGGAGAUUACUGAAGACUCGGUUCGUGCUGAUGCCGGCAAGGUAUCUAUGCUUGCUCUUACUGAGCAGGAGAUGUCUGCCGAGAUUGGGCAUGCGGUUCAACACGCUCUGGAGAAUCGGGUAGUUGAUGAUGCUACGGUGGCUAAAGAUGCAGAGUCUUUGAGCAUGGUUGCUUUACCGGCUGAGGAACUUGAGCAGCUGAAGACCAGAGAAGUCACCGAAGAGACUGUUGUGAGGGACGCUGAGCAGUUGUCGAUGAUUGCUCUUACACAAGAGCGGUUCGAUGAGAUACUUGAGCAGACCGAGGCUGAUGCUGUCUCGAACAAGAUUCUGACACCUGAGAGCGUGGCGAUGGAGGCAGCUGCUCUUUCGCUGACGGUUAUUCCAAACAGUGUCUACAACAGUCUUGUCAAUCGCAAGGUCACUGCCGAUAGUGUUUGCAAAGAUGCCGAGAGUUUGGGUAUGAUUGCAGUCACAAAGGAGAAGUUUGACGAAAUCAUCUCGACGAGUGCAAAGAGCAGAGAGCAGCAGAUUGAGCAACCUAUGACGGCCGAGAAGUUAUCAGAGGCUGCUGCUGCGCUUUCGAUGACUGUUAUUCCAUUGGAAAAGUACCAGGCUCUUACAAACAAGCACAAAGUGAGCCCGUCCAUGAGCUCUCGCGCUUUCUCGGAUAUCGCCAGCGAACGAUCUGUGCGCAGCCCUGUGAAUGCUGCAGCGGAUCUUGGUAUGCACCAGAGAAGCAGACAGAGUUCGAUGUACGAUGUUUCGGAUCAACACAGUCAGAUGGGCAGUUCUGUCAUGCACUCUGAGUCGGAGGUUAGCCCUGAGGAGCAGAUGCACGCGGCUGCUAUUCGGGCAGUUACCAAGACGAUGAUUGGAGACACUCUUUGGAAGUAUACCAGGAAGAUGGGACGACAGACGUUGUCAGGAAACCGGCAUGCGCGAUACUUCUGGAUUCAUCCUUACACUCGAACGUUGCACUGGAGCAAAGAAGAGCCUCCGAGAAAUGGAGGCGAAGUCCAUGCAAAGUCCGCUCUGAUUGAGGAAGUACAUGUCGUUCAUGACGAUAACCCGUUCCCACCCGGACUGUUUAAUAAGAGCAUUGUGAUCAAGACACCCGCUAGAGUUCUACAGGUGACAUGCUUAACUCAGGCCGAGCACGAGACAUGGGUUUUUGCGUUGUCCUUCCUCCUUCUUCGGAGUAGUUCUGGCGAAUCCCGUAUGCAGGAAAUCAACAACAGCUCGCUCCACGGGCCCACGAGAUACAACCCAAGACCAUCGUUCCAAAUGACGCCUUCAAGCUCGAUGACGGGUGGAUUUGCGAUGCCUCGUUCAGGAUCAGUGGCUUCACAUCAGAACUACAUGAGAGCCGCAAGCCUGCGCCCUGUGCCAUCUUUGCAGAGUCGUGGGCGGUCAGGCCAUUCUGUGCCGGCGCGGCCGCUGAGAAGCCAAGCGUCGGUUGGAAAGCUGUCGACAUUGCUUCGGCCGCCGACGGGGUCUAGUACUACUCCCGGUCCGAGCAGAGAGAUGUCUGUUGAGAGCGUCGCUGCUCUUCGUGCAAAGGCCGAAGAAGACGGUGAGGGAUUAGAGAAUGUUAGGGUGUGCUGCGAUGGCAAGCACGAUGUAUCAAAACUGAAUCGUCACCGACACCAUUGAUUGUUUACCAGUUCUUUGCUUUUUAGUUGACUCACACUCAUUCAUAUACACUCAUUUUUUGUACUUUUUCUAAUUCGGACACUCGAUUGAGCCGAAUCACUGUCACUCCUUUUGUCACUCUUUUGAUAUUAAAAUGAUUUAUGUAUUUGUUU
Molecule: messenger RNA, 6008 nt
Organism: Myxozyma melibiosi
Lineage: Eukaryota; Fungi; Ascomycota; Lipomycetes; Lipomycetales; Lipomycetaceae
Exons: 5
Coding region: 148-5856 (1902 amino acids)
Biological process (GO): microtubule cytoskeleton organization; maintenance of protein location in cell cortex
Cellular component (GO): cell cortex; mitochondrion
Molecular function (GO): phospholipid binding; tubulin binding
Source: RefSeq, a predicted model, not a curated record